This is a messenger RNA of Arctia plantaginis, 5745 nucleotides long. The record is from the annotation of a GenBank genome assembly. Lineage: Eukaryota; Metazoa; Arthropoda; Insecta; Lepidoptera; Erebidae.
AUGGAUAGAGCGAGAAAAGUAGGGCAAGGGGUCUACGAUUCAGAACAGGAAACGCAUUCCAGCGGGGAGGGAGGCGGGGGGAGGCGCGGGUUGACAGAUGUGAGCGCAGGCGCCGGCGAAAUGUGGAUCAGCGCCGUGGAGAGCUCCAUACUCACCUGGGAGGAGGUGGCGGAACGUCUGAACGUGGACGUUCGUCGCGGCCUCUCAUGGCGCGAGGCAAAUGACCGAAUGAACUUCGUGGGUCCCAACGAGUUCCAAGUUAAGGAGCAGGAGCCGCUAUGGAAGAAAUACAUCGAGCAGUUCCAGAACCCGCUGAUACUGCUGCUGCUUGGUUCGGCGGUGGUCAGCGUGUGUAUGCGGCAGUUCGACGAUGCCAUAUCGAUCACAGUAGCAAUUAUCAUCGUGGUGACUGUUGCAUUCGUGCAGGAGUAUCGAUCGGAGAAGUCACUCGAGGAGCUCAACAAGCUAGUACCACCGUCAUGCAACUGUCUUCGGGAAGGCAGCAUCGAACAUUUCCUGGCCCGCAACCUUGUCCCUGGCGACAUCGUCCACUUGAACGUCGGCGAUCGUGUGCCAGCGGAUCUCAGGCUUUACGACUCAGUAGAUCUGGCAAUAGACGAAUCUUCGUUUACGGGGGAAACGGAACCCGCAGGCAAAAGUGUACUGCCAAAUAAGGCAGCUGCGGGCAGAGUGAAUAAAGAUAACAUCGCAUUUAUGGGAACUCUCGUCAGGUGUGGUAAUGCUAAGGGUAUCGUAGUCAGCACUGGUGAACGCUCCGAAUUCGGAGACAUAUUCCGAAUGAUGCAAGCCGAGGAAGCUCCUAAGACGCCACUACAGAAGUCGAUGGACGCUCUAGGCGCGCAGUUAUCACUGUACUCUUUCUGCAUCAUUGGGUUCAUCAUGGUGACUGGUUGGCUGCAGGGAAAAGCUCUGCAAGACAUGUUCACUAUUAGCGUCAGUCUUGCUGUUGCUGCUAUACCUGAAGGUUUACCAAUUGUGGUGACAGUAACGCUUGCCCUGGGCGUGAUGCGAAUGGCCAAAAGGAAUGCCAUCGUUAAGAAACUACCCACUGUUGAAACGUUGGGAUGUGUUAAUGUCAUCUGCAGCGAUAAGACAGGGACCCUUACGAAGAAUGAGAUGACUGUGACGACAAUAUCCACGUCUGGUGGACACAUAGCUGAGGUGACGGGCACCGGCUAUAAUGCGAUGGGUGACAUACAGUUGCGUGCUUAUAAAGGACGCGAUCUGGAUGUCGCCAGGAUGGCUGUUAAUACUAUGUUAGAGGUGGGCGUGCUGUGCAACAACGCGCAAAUCCGCGACGGCGCGCUGUACGGCCAGCCCACCGAGGGCGCGCUGCUGGCGUGCGCGCUCAAGCACGGCCUGCAGGACAUGCGCGACCACCACACGCGCCUGCACGAGAUACCUUUCAGUUCCGAAACGAAAAUGAUGGUUGUGAAAUGCGCACCCAAAUUUUCCGACGGCAAGCUUAAAGAGGAGGUGUUCGUCAAAGGUGCCAUAGAGAAAGUGUUACCUCUGUGCAACCAGUACAUCGACAGCGCGGGCAACUACGCGCCCAUGACUAAGGAGAAACAGAAUGACUUUAUCGCUGAAGCGUAUAAUAUCGCCAGAAUGGGGCUGCGGAUAAUAGCGCUGUGCCGGGGCAGGGGGAUGGAGGCGCUGACGUUCACGGGCGUGUGCGGCGUGUGCGAUCCACCGCGCGAAGGCGUGCGUGACGCCGUGGCUACGCUGGCGCGCGCCUCCGUCGACGUCAAGAUGGGCAGGUACACGGCCCGCGCCCCCCCCAACGCCCACCCGCGCCACUGCCUACAUGCCCCGGCACCGCCCCCCCCCGUGCGUCCCGCGCCCAGGGUCACUGGCCCCCCCCAGGGCACGCCGCCGCCCUCACACGCCGACGGUCCCACCACCGGCCGCCCGUCGACCCACAGGCCCGGCGACCGCCCCCCCCGGCCCCUUUCCCCGUCCCCGCCGUCCUCACAAAUCACAGGACCCGGCACCGGCCCGCCCUCCGUACCCCGGGACCGGCCCGCCCCGCCCGCCGCAACUUUCCCCCCUGCCCCCUACGUAAAAUUUCCACGGCACACGACACCGGGCGCCGCCCGUCACCAAGGGCACGGGACGGGCCCCCACCGGCCCCCGGGCCCGGCGCCCGCCCGUCCCCUGUCACCGGACACGGCCGCCGCCGCUCCCGUCACGUCAAGUUCCCCGGCCCCGGGCCCCCCGCGCCCCUCCGUCGGACCCCCUGACCGCACGGGCACUGACCCCACGGCAACGUCCUCGGCGCCCCCGACGGGACCGCCCCCCGGGCCUCGCCCGGUACACCCCGCUCUACACGUAAGGGGCAUUUACCGGACCACGGUCCCCGGGGACGCCCCGCGCUCCUCGGUCACCCCGCCGCCCCACGCCCCCCGGUACGUCCCCGCGCCCCCAAGUCCCGGUCAGGGCACCACGGACCCGGCCACGGCCCCGCUCGUCCCCCCAAACAAGUCCCCGGGCCCCCCGGCCCGCGGCGCCCCCAUAAAACCCCCCGUGCCCAAACCCUCAGGGCCCCCGGCCGCCCCGCGAAGGUCCCCGGGCACGCCGCCUUCCCCGAAGGGUACUUACCCCCGUCACGUAACGGUACCGGGACAAACACGGCACCGCCCGGCGCCCGGACCAGGGUUACAUGCACCACCGGGCCCGGGCCGGUGGGGCCCUCCCGACGUCAAUGGUAAAAUGCCGGACCCCCGGCCGCCGCCGUACCCGAGCCCCGUACAGGGCACGUACCUUUCACGGGGGCCCCGGGCUUCCCGCCAAAGUACCGGCAGCGCCCCACCCGCUGCGACGCCCCCGGGCCACAGCCCCACCAAACACCGGUACGCGCGCCGCGCCCCGUCGACGAAGUCCCCGCCGCCCCCCCUGCCCGGUCACGCGGCGCCCCUCAACGAAAAGGCACCGGACGCCCCCGCCCCCUCUCCCAAAACCUGUACAACAACCCCACCCCCCCCGCUACGUCCGCCGCCAACUGUACUAACACUGGCCACCGGACGCGGGCCCCCGCCGGGUGUCCCGCACGGAACGCCCCGGGAACGUCCCCCCUUUCGACUUCCCGACGUACACGGCACCCACGUACCCGGCCCCGCCCGUACCCCCCGGGGCCCCCCGUCCUUAACAUGCCACGCCCCACGGCACCGCCGUGGGCCUCCCCGAAAUUACAUGCACGACCGCGCCACCCCUCCGUCCGAAACGUCCCCAAAUGCCCGCCCCGGCACCCGGCCCCCCGGUACGUCACGCCCUUCCGCGCAAUUCCCCGGGGAACGCCCCCCCCCGCCACUGCCCGACGUACCCAGGGCCCCCGGCGUCCUCCCGAACGUACACUGUACACUAUACACACUGGACACACGGUACACGCUGGCGCGCGCCUCCGUCGACGUCAAGAUGGUCACCGGCGACGCGCGCCCCACCGCGCUCGCCGUCGGUACGUACCCCCGCAUCGUACACUGUACACUGUACACUGUACACUAUACACACUGGACACACGGUACACGCUGGCGCGCGCCUCCGUCGACGUCAAGAUGGUCACCGGCGACGCGCGCCCCACCGCGCUCGCCGUCGGUACGUACCCCCGCAUCGUACACUGUACACUGUACACUGUACACUAUACACACUGGACACACGGUACACGCUGGCGCGCGCCUCCGUCGACGUCAAGAUGGUCACCGGCGACGCGCGCCCCACCGCGCUCGCCGUCGGUACGUAACCCCCGCAUCGUACACUGUACACUGUACACUGUACACUAUACACACUGGACACACGGUAACACGCUGGCGCGCGCCUCCGUCGACGUCAAGAUGGUCCACCGGCGACGCGCGCCCCACCGCGCUCGCCGUCGGUACGUACCCCCGCAUCGUACACUGUACACUGUACACUGUACACUAUACACACUGGACACACGGUACACGCUGGCGCGCGCCUCCGUCGACGUCAAGAUGGUCACCGGCGACGCGCGCCCCACCGCGCUCGCCGUCGGUACGUACCCCCGCAUCGUACACUGUACACUGUACACUGUACACUAUACACACUGGACACACGGUACACGCUGGCGCGCGCCUCCGUCGACGUCAAGAUGGUCACCGGCGACGCGCGCCCCACCGCGCUCGCCGUCGGUACGUACCCCCGCAUCGUACACUGUACACUGUACACUGUACACUAUACACACUGGACACACGGUACACGCUGGCGCGCGCCUCCGUCGACGUCAAGAUGGUCACCGGCGACGCGCGCCCCACCGCGCUCGCCGUCGGUACGUACCCCCGCAUCGUACACUGUACACUGUACACUGUACACUAUACACACUGGACACACGGUACACGCUGGCGCGCGCCUCCGUCGACGUCAAGAUGGUCACCGGCGACGCGCGCCCCACCGCGCUCGCCGUCGGUACGUACCCCCGCAUCGUACACUGUACACUGUACACUGUACACUAUACACACUGGACACACGGUACACGCUGGCGCGCGCCUCCGUCGACGUCAAGAUGGUCACCGGCGACGCGCGCCCCACCGCGCUCGCCGUCGGUACGUACCCCCGCAUCGUACACUGUACACUGUACACUGUACACUAUACACACUGGACACACGGUACACGCUGGCGCGCGCCUCCGUCGACGUCAAGAUGGUCACCGGCGACGCGCGCCCCACCCCCCGCACCCGCAUCGUACACUCUCAAAUGGUCGGUCUGGACGUGUUGCAUUCGCAAUCUUUAUCUGGUGAACAACUGGACUCUAUGCCAGACGAUGAACUUGACAGAAUUAUUGAUACGGUGAGCGUCUUCUACAGAGUAACACCCAAACAUAAGUUGGCUAUUGUGAAGUCACUACAAAGGGUGGGAAAUAUUGUUGGCAUGACUGGUGAUGGUGUGAACGACGGUGUGGCCCUGAAACGCGCGGACAUCGGUAUUGCGAUGGGGCGGAAUGGGACCGACGUCUGCAAAGAGGCUGCUGAUAUGAUACUCGUUAACGAUGACUUUGCCACCAUAAUAUCGGCUAUAGAAGAAGGCAAGUGCAUAUUCUACAACAUCCGGAACUUCGUACGAUUCCAGCUCUCCACGUCUAUCGCUGCGCUGUCGCUUAUCGCUCUCGCUACUCUCAUGGGCAUACCAAACCCGUUGAAUGCUAUGCAGAUUCUAUGGAUCAAUAUUAUUAUGGACGGUCCGCCGGCGCAGUCCCUGGGCGUGGAGCCGGUGGACCACUCGGUGCUGCGGCGGCGGCCGCGCGACACCACGCGCCGCAUCAUCUCGCGCGCGCUGCUGCUCAACGUGCUGCUCUCCGCCGCCAUCAUCAUCGCCGGCACGCUCUGGGUCUUCAACCGGGAGAUGUCAGACAACAGAAUCACUCCUCGAGAUACCACGAUGACCUUCACGUGCUUCGUACUCUUUGAUAUGUUUAACGCGUUGAGCUGCCGAUCUCAGACCAAGUCCCUGUUCCAAGUAGGACUGUUCUCCAACAAGAUGUUCCUCAUCGCCGUUACCUUGAGCCUGGUGGGACAGAUGUUGGUUAUAUACUUUCCACCGCUGCAGAAGGUGUUUCAGACCGAGGCACUCACUGGUCAUGACAUAAUAUUCCUGGUAUGCCUGACUUCGAGCGUGUUCAUCGUCAGCGAAGUGAAGAAGCUUAUCGAGCGCACCCUCAAGAAGCGCGCCCUGGGCAAGUUCUCGGGCAAGUCCCGGGACGCGAUGGAGUUCGUAUGA